Aphanomyces astaci is the source of this 640-nucleotide messenger RNA. RefSeq lists its product as hypothetical. The record is from RefSeq and is a predicted model, not a curated record. The transcript has a single exon. Bases 33 to 602 code for a protein of 189 amino acids. NCBI's taxonomy places the organism in Eukaryota, Oomycota, Saprolegniomycetes, Saprolegniales, Verrucalvaceae.
GUCGGUCACAUGUUGGAUGAGCUCGAGUCGUUAUGUUCAUUUUUCAAUUUACUGCGUUUCCAGCUUCUGGUCAGUAUUGCAGCAUGGCCGACGACGACCCCACAGCCGACAUCGCCAGCGCAAAAGGCAUCCCAACGUUGGAGGAGCUGCUUGGCCCCGAGAUAUUAACCACCGAGGGCGUGGUACCAACUGAAGAGGCCCUCGCAGGCAAUAAGGUGAUUGGAAUCUACUUUGCCGCGUACUGGUGUCCACCUUGCCGGUCGUUUACCCCGAUCGUGUCGCGGCUGUACGAAGACUUGGCCGACGCCCACACCGACAUCGAGAUCGUGUUUGUGUCGUGUGACCGCACCCAGGAACAAUUCGACGAGUACUGGGGCGACUACAUGACGUUUCCAGCCCUUCCGUACGAACCCCGCUCAACCAAAACCGACUUGGGCAAGAGAUUUGGUGUCAAGUUCAUCCCCACACUCAUAUUUCUCGAUGCCGAGACCAAGGAAAUCAUUACACGGUCCGGCGUCGAUAUCGUCGAAGGCGGUGUCGACGAACAGGAUUAUGUUGCCAGUGUCCGUGACGCUCUUGGCUUGGAGGCUGCUGUACCUUGAACAAAGCUAAUUAAUACUAUGUGUCGUAUGUGUUGUCC